AGGCGAGCUGCCAUUGCCAGGAAUCGAAUUCGGGUGCCGUCGCAGUUGUUGGGUCCGAGCGGCGAUGCCAUGGCGACCUUAGCGGGAGCUGCGACUGCGACUUGGGGGAGCGUGGCUCGCCACUCACUCCCCGCCUCGAGUUUCAAGUCUGCCUACAGCUUCUCGUCCUCGUUUUGGUCUCAGCCUUCGCUUCUCCGACUGGCAUUCGUUGCGGAAGAGAAGAAGUUCCAGAGAGAAGGGGGAUUCGUAAUUUUCGCGAGGAAAAAAUCUGGAUUCGCGGAGCUUCUAUUCAACCGAAAAAAUGAACAGCAAGGAGAAGGAUCUCAGCGGCCAAGACUCCAGCGUGGCCGAGUUUCCCCUCGACUAGAUGUUCCUGCAAAUAUUCUCAGGCCUCCCUAUGUCAAUUCACUUCAAGCACCUGAUUUUGUCGAGGAUUACCAAAUACAGGACGCUGAGGGUAUUGUCGGGAUGAAAGCAGCUGGCAAAUUGGCAGCUGCUGUACUCAGCCAUGCCGGUACUCUUGUCAAGCCAGGAGUCACAACCGAUGAGAUUGACAAAGCAGUGCAUCAAAUGAUAAUUGAGGCUGGAGCUUACCCUUCACCUCUUGGCUACGGUGCAUUCCCGAAAAGCGUGUGCACUUCUGUCAAUGAGUGUAUUUGCCAUGGCAUUCCGGAUUCAAGGGCUCUUUUGGAUGGUGACAUUAUCAAUAUUGAUGUAACAGUGUACCUAAAUGGUUAUCAUGGAGAUACAUCAAGAACCUUCUUGUGUGGAAACGUCAGCGAAGAAGGAAGGCAGCUUGUAGAAGUCACGAGGGAAGCCCUCGACAAGGCAAUAUCUAUAUGUGGUCCCGGUGUAGAAUUCAGAAAAAUAGGCAAAGUAAUCCAUGAUAUAGCGGACAAGUACAAGUAUGGUGUAGUUAGGCAGUUUGUUGGUCAUGGAGUCGGGAAGAUCUUUCACUCAGGGCCUUCUAUUCUCCAUUUUCGUAAUUCCGAGCCUGGUCGCAUGGAAGUAAAUCAGACAUUCACGAUAGAACCCAUGCUUACCAUUGGUACCAUUAAGGGGCGAAUGUGGGAUGAUCGAUGGACGGUUGUGACAGAAGAUGGCAGUCUUUCUGCUCAAUUCGAGCAUACAUUGCUCAUUACAGAGAAGGGGGUUGAGAUCCUGACUUUAUGAAUGCAGUGAGUGUAAUAUAAGCUCAUGUCAAGCAAGCCUGGAUUUAGAACACCCGUUCCGUCAUUAAGUCCAUAUAGAUGUCAGUGCAACAAUAUACAGCACACGAAAUGCUUGUGCAUGAUAUCGGGAACCUUCGAAUCUGCAAUCAUACUAGAUUAUUUCAAGGCUUGGCAUUGGGCCUCAUGCCGUCGGUUGCUGGACAGGUCAUCAUUCCAGAGAUUUGGAACUGACCUAUGCCAAACGUGUAUCAUAGCAAUCACCCAGGCAAAGGGUUAGAUCUUGGCAGUAAUAUCUGGAUAACAAGAAGGCCAGUUAUAUCUCUUUAUUUAGAUUCCUCCAAUCAAUAUGUCAUGUUUUGGACGGAAGCAACCUCUCACAUGACUGCGAGCUCAGCCAUGAGUUUCUGUAGAGAUUGUAAUCACCUCUAAGUCUAUUUACAUUUUCGAGAACUUUUUUUCUCUGAAUAUCUUCUUGUAUAUCUUGCUAAGUGCGACCUAAAGUUUGUGAGUCCUG
Messenger RNA from Marchantia polymorpha subsp. ruderalis, 1686 nucleotides. The record is from the annotation of a GenBank genome assembly. Lineage: Eukaryota; Viridiplantae; Streptophyta; Marchantiopsida; Marchantiales; Marchantiaceae.